CAGCCCCUUUAAUCCGUCAGUUUGUUCUGCUGAUGGGGAAACGCAGCACGCAGCUCUAGCAGUGCCAAGGCCGGGCUUGUUCGUGUUGCUUGCAGCUGGUAAGUACUUACCGAGAAGGCGGAGAGCGACGCCAUGUCCAGCAUCGCCAUUCCCGGAGCCGUCUUCUCGUCCCUUGUGUUCCACCUCAAGAACGCCCCGUCAGAUUCGGAAGGGUUUCUGUACGGUGGUAUGAGGACGCAUCACGUGGAGAACAUCACCGACACCCAGUCUUCGGGCACCAGAGAGGAGAAGAAACUCUAUGUGGAAUCGUUUGUGUGUUUCCCCGAGCGGUUCAAGUUCUACGACCACUAUGGCCGGCCGCACACCGAGAGGAUCAAGGCUCUACUGGGAGACGACAUGAAGCGUGUCAUUGGCUGGUUCUCGUGUCGUCGCAACUCCACCAACCGACCGUCCAUGAGAGAGAAAGUGGUGCACAGAAGACUCACAAGCUGCCUCACGGGAGUGCCCUGCGAAGAUUUCCUGUUUGGACUAGUGACAGAGAUGGUUGUCGAAGGCUCAAUGGUCCACUCCACUGACUACUCCUUCCACAACUGGAUAGGAACGUCUCUUCAACCAGUGAAGGUGGGGAUAGUGAACCUGCAGGUGACGGCCACAGUACCCUACCAGCUCUUCCCCCUCACCCCAACUCCCUCCUCCCUCCCCCACUACUCCUCAACCCUACAACAACACAGAACAAAUUUCGUGAACUCGGAAGGACACAUGCAACAACCGAUGCUGUCAGAACAACUGUAUAAGGCCAUUCUGGGACGGUUAAAACCGCUGUGUGAGAGUCUGUCAGAGGCCAGUUUGGCCGUCGAGAGGGAAGCGAGGGAGGUUGAGCAGCUAGAGAGACAACUCCAGGAACUGACGACACUUGCAGAGCCACCACCGGCAGAGGAACCAGGGAAAGACCCAGGUCAGCCUCUGUUUGUGUCUUGGGGAGCGCACAUUGGCUGGCUAUUUUAAUCCAGAUGGCAAUGAACGCUUCUGUUUCUCCUAUCUAGCUCCUGAACUAGUGCCAGACAUCUUCAUUGUUAUUUGCACCCUCCCUCCCUCCCCCCCUUUUCCUAAAAGUUCUGUUAUACCCUUCUCAGACUCUCCCUCGUCUUCUUUCUGCCAAUCGUUCUCUCAUUAUCACUCUAUGUCCUUUUUCAGCAGUGUCACAAGGGAAUCAAACACCGUACAUUGACUCGGAUCAGACCACCAUGCCAGUGAUAACACCACUCACCAACGAAAAUGCUACUAACAGGGAUCACAUAGAAAUGGCACCACUCAUAGAUUUCGAGAGGGAGGCCCCUUUAGUAACGAACCCGUCCAAACACAACUGUGAUGUCAUAGAUUUGACGUCGCCUCAAUCUUCCAGCAGUGGACAUACGCUGGUCAACGGGGGCACCACUCCAUUAGAUAUACCUAACGACCAAGGUUUGAGAGGGAAGCCUGGUGGACAUUAGGAGAGGUGGAGAGGGGGGAGGGGGAGAGGAGGGGCCAGGGGAAGAAGAUGGAGACGUAAAGGAUGACACAGCGACAGAGUCCAUAUUAGGGUCCCAGCAGGAGCUCUUUUAGCAGGAGGAGAUAUUUAUUAUACCACACUUUAUAUUCGACCAUAGACCGACAUUGUGUGUGUAUCACAUCGUCAUGCACUGUUCGCAUUGAAUUUAUUAUGCUAUGUUGUUAUGAAUUUUUAUACAUACUUUUGUGUGG
Messenger RNA from Geodia barretti, 1740 nucleotides. NCBI's taxonomy places the organism in Eukaryota, Metazoa, Porifera, Demospongiae, Tetractinellida, Geodiidae. The record is from the annotation of a GenBank genome assembly.